AAACUCAGGUUCCAGGAGUCCCGAGUUCUCUUCAUGUUCGUCCGCUUGUGAACCGAAUCGUGGUGAGUUGGACUCCUCCAGAAAACCAGGACGUUUUAGUCCGAGGUUAUAAAAUCGGAUACGGAAUCGGCAGCCCUCAUGCCCACACGGUCACUCUGGAUUACAAGCAGCGCUUCUACAGCAUCGAUAACCUCGAUCCCAGUUCCCAUUACGUCAUCACCCUCAAGGCUUUCAACAACAUGGGCGAAGGCAUUCCCAUCUACAACAGCGCCACCACGAGACCUCAAUCCGUUCCCAGCUCUGCUCCAAAAGAUGUGACGGUGAUCAGUAAAGAGGGAAAUCCACGAAUCAUCAACAUCAACUGGCAGCCUCCGACUGAAGCCAACGGCAAAAUCACAGGGUACAUCAUCUACUACAGCACCGAUGUGAACGCUGAGGUCCAUGAUUGGGUGGUGGAGCCCGUGGUGGGAAACCGACUGACCCAUCAGAUUCAGGGGCUGACGCUGGACACCGCAUACUACUGCAAGAUCCAGGCGAGAAACUCCAAAGGCAUGGGACCCAUGUCAGAGGCGGCGCAGUUCCACACCCCCAAAGCGGAACCAUCAGACAAAAUGUCCAGUGAUCAAGGGCUGCAAGUCAAACCCGGUCACCCGACCCUACCUGAGCACGGGAUUGGCUCAAACAUGGAUAAACCAGGCAUCACCGGCAGCCAGGAGAACCGUGUUCUGGUGAUCGUGGUGAUUGUGUCUGUUGGCGUGUUCACUAUCAUCGCUGUGGUUGUGGGGGCCGUCCUGUGCACGCGCCGGUCCAACUCCCACCGCAAGAAGAAGCGUGCGGCCUGUAAGUCCAGCACCAGCUCCCACAAGUACAAGAGUUCAUCUAAAGACCUGAAACCUCCUGAUCUGUGGAUCCAUCACGAGCGUCUGGAGCUCAAACCCAUGGACAAAUCACCCGAGCCCAACCCGGUCAUGACAGAGACGCCCAUCCCGCGGACCACCCAGGACCCCGCCGCUGAGCCCAGCCAUCAGAGACGGGGUCACGAGGUGGAGGAGAGCGUGUCCACUUUGGCCGGUCGGAGGGGAGUGAGACCCAAAAUGAUGAUGCCGCUCGACUCUCAGCCUCCCCAGCCUGUGAUUAGCGCUCACCCCAUCCAUUCCCUCGAUCAUCUUCAUCACCAUCAUCAUCAUCUUCAUCACCUCCCGCCGCGUGGCUACCUUCAUCACCAGAUCAGCCUGAGAGCGCCUGCCACCCCGAGCGCAUUCUCAGACAGGCCUCCGUCUGCAGCGUCUGUGAGGAAUCAGGCCCCUGCACCUGAACCUCUGGUUGUCCCGAGUCAGCCCUGCACUACAGCUGAGCUACAGAAGACAGAGGCGCUGAUCAAAGAAGAAGAGCCGCCGAGCAUAAACCCACCGACGGCCCACGUUCGGCCCACACACCCACUCAAGAGCUUCGCCGUGCCAACCGUCACUGUUUCCGCCCAUAACCCACCCACCUAUGAGACCGCAUUACCCAGCACCCCUCUGCUGGCACAGCCAGUGCCCGGCGUGAAGACAGCGUCUAUCGGGACGUUAAAUCGAGCUCGAGCUCUGAUGGCAGUAACAGUCCCCAGUGCCCCUGACCAAUCAGAAACCAGCACGAUGCUGGACACGACGUAUGAGACAGAUGAACUCUCAGAGGAAAUGGCCCACCUGGAGGGUCUGAUGAAGGACCUGAACGCCAUCACCACAGACUGAACCACUGCAAUCACUCACGGCUGAACCGCGUCCUCAGGAACAACCGGGACAUUUGAAUGAACGCUGAUCUCAGAUCAGCCUUGAGAAUGACUGAAAACAGAUCACCGCUUCAUCUUCUCCAUCCUGCAUGGCAGAGAAUCUGUAAAACGAUGAAAACUCAAUGCCAUUUUCUCAACUCGCACAGAAUUUUUUUUUUAAUGUUUUUUUUUGGAGGGUUGUAUUUACGUAUUCUAUAUUUUUAGCCUGUAUAUGUAUGUUUUCAUUGUGUGCAAGGUCAUUUUAGGACUUUUCUUAGGACAAAACCUCACAUGCUCAAACUUUGGGCUUCAUUCAUGAAACGCAAGCAGAAUAAUUUAGUGUAAAUUAUGCAUAAAACCAUUCUUAAGUAAAUUGUCGCAUUCAAAUCAGUGCAAUCAUUUACAUAAUGAACGAAUUAAACCAAAAUUUGUACAUGGAUCAUGAAACCAUUCUCACAUAAAUGUUGCAUUCAGAAAACAUUCUUGCGUAAAUUGUCAAAUAGACAUUUCCUCGGUGUCUAUAACAUCACAACUUUAAUUGUUGAAUUAGAAUUGAAUGUCGCGUUUUACAUUAGAGCAGUUAUUGAACAAUUUACAAAUAAUCUACGAACAAUUAUUUUUGUUUGCUCAUGAAUUCUCAUGAAUGUUUCAUGGAUUAUUUUCAGUGUCUUACAUCAUGUUUAAAUGUUUCAUCUCUGGAGAGAAAUGAAGAUAUCUUGUCCUCAAACGCUGGUAGCAUUAAAAGUCUGAAUAUGCAUUGGAGAUCUCCACAUGGACAUACCGACUUCUUGCAGAUCUCGACCAUCUUAAUUCAGUCUGAAUCGAGUGACGUUGAUGUUUGGUGCUUCAGAAACUCCUCAAACGUGAGACUUUGUGAGAACGGAGAUGUACGUUCCUCUUCCUCAGGACCCUGAAGCCUGUUUUGGGGGCCCUAAAGAUUCAUCAUGAAGGAGUUUAAUGCCAAGUGACUCAGAUUUUUGUACUUUGAGAGAUAUAUAAAUAUAUGACAAACUGCAAAUGUUUGCUUACGUGAAUACUUUGUACACUCUCAAAAAGGAAAGUUUUUAUAUAUAUAUUCAUCUUUCAGUUGGUUUUUAUAUGAAGACGACACAUUGCUUUGUAAACAUUUUCCAUGUAAGUUAUGAACGGUUACAUUUUCUGCGUUGUUUUCACUGUGCUGUUUAGCCAAUCCCUUCUCCCAAAGAAAGAGCGAAAGAAAAUAUCAGCGACAAACUCUGCCUUGCUCGUGUAGUUUUUCACAUCAUGAAUGUCAAUGUGGCUGUAACAAGGUCUGCUUAUGAAUACAGUUGUUGUUUGUGUUUACAAUAACGAGGGAUGAUUAAAAAACAAAGACACCGAACUAUGUUAUAUGGUCGGUGUACCGUCAACUGUCAUUUGCACUUUUUAUAUUUUGGAUUUGAAAUGAAUCGCUGAUGCCAUGUGAAAUAUGAACCUAUUUUAUGUAACAAUGUUGUUCAAGUAAACGACUGGUUUCAAAGAC
Sinocyclocheilus grahami is the source of this 3251-nucleotide messenger RNA. RefSeq names its product neogenin-like. Gene Ontology annotation, cellular component: membrane. Lineage: Eukaryota; Metazoa; Chordata; Actinopteri; Cypriniformes; Cyprinidae. The transcript is spliced from 13 exons. The annotation marks the transcript as partial. The record is from RefSeq and is a predicted model, not a curated record. Gene Ontology annotation, biological process: cell-cell adhesion. Gene Ontology annotation, molecular function: protein binding.